CUCAACGAUAUGGCAAUACUGGAUAUCAACACGUGCGGUUUGUUUAUAAUUUCAACUGCAAUUUAAAAUUGCAAAACACCAGCACCAUGAAGUUCUCGUAUAAAUUUUCGAACUUGUUGGGCACAAUAUACCGGAAUGGCAACUUGGUGUUCACGCCAGAUGGAAAUUCGGUCAUUAGUCCUGUGGGCAACAGAAUAACUGUAUAUGAUCUUAAGAACAACAAGUCACGAACUUUAAGCCUGGAGUCACGAUACAAUUACACAAACAUCGCCCUGUCCCCGGAUGGAAGUCUUUUAAUUGCUGUCAACGAGCAGGGCCAGGCCCAAUUAAUUAGCAUGGUGUCCUGUACAGUGAUACAUCGCCACAAGUUCCAGACCGGUGUGCAGUGUAUUUGUUUUAGUCCGAAUGGUCAAUAUUUUGCUGUGGCCCGCGAGAAUUUGGUGUUGAUAUUCUGCUCUCCUGGAGAAAUCACAGGCGAAUACAAUCCAUUUGUUCUAAAAAGAAGCUUUAUAGGUGGCUAUGAUGACAUUACCUGGUUGGAUUGGUCCACAGAUUCAAAACUGCUUGCCAUUGGGUGUCGUGACAGUUCCACCAAAAUAUGUGGCAUCAAUUAUAUGAAGAAUUUCCGCACAUACAAUAUAAGUGGGCACACGGAUGCAAUUGUCGCCUGUUUUUUUGAGGCCAAUAGUUUCCACUUGAAUACCAUAAGUCGGAAUGGACAACUGUGUCUUUGGGAGUGCUCUUUGGCGCCAUCGGAUUUAGAAGAAGAUGAAAAGCCUACAAAAGCUAAAAAGAACAAGAAAUCCCGAGACUCCGAUAAUGAAUCCGAAGAUGAUGUUGAAAACGCUGUUGAAAAAACACAGACAGAUUCGUCAGAUGUUCCUGGUGAUCUGAAUGAACUUGAAGACAAAGACGUGAAGAAAACUCAUCCUUUCUUGUAUAAAAAGUUGGCUCGCCAUUAUUUGGCCAAUGAGCCACGUAAGGAACAACGGGAUGCUCUUCUAACUGCCGCCAAUUACAAUCGACGUACCAAAGUCCUGGUCACGGCAUUUAGCACUGGCGCCUUCUAUCUGUACGAAUUGCCUGAUGUGAAUAUGAUUCAUUCACUGAGCAUUUCCGACUAUCCAAUCUCGGCCGCUCUGUUUAACUGCACUGGAGAUUGGGUGGCACUCGCUUCCCGGGAGAUUGGUCAACUUCUGGUGUGGGAAUGGCAAAGUGAACAGUACAUAAUGAAACAACAGGGGCACAGCAGUGAAAUGAUUUGCAUAGCGUACUCCUCUGAUGGUCAGUACAUUGCCACCGGAGGCGAAGACUCAAAGGUAAAACUGUGGAAUACACAGAAUAGUUUCUGUUUUGUCACCUUCAGUGAGCAUACAAGCGGAGUGACCGGCGUACAGUUUAGCCGUAACAAAAAGUUUUUAGUAAGCAGUUCUCUGGAUGGCACAGUGCGAGCAUUUGACAUAACCAGAUAUCGAAAUUUUCGAACGUUCACCUCUCCGAAUCCAGCUCAAUUUGCCUGUGUGGCUGUAGACUAUUCAGGCGAACUAGUUGUAGCUGGUGGCCAGGAUAUCUUUGAGAUCUAUUUGUGGUCCGUGAAGACGGGCAAGUUGUUGGAGAUUAUCAGCGGUCAUGAGGGUCCGGUCUCCUCCUUGGCCUUCUCCCCAGUUGCCACUUCUACCACAUUGGUAUCUGGCUCCUGGGAUAAAACAAUCAAGAUAUGGAAUUGUUUGGAAAGCAAUAGUGAGCAUGAAACCAUCGAUGCUCUGGUGGAUGUUACAUGUGUGGCAUUUAAUCCAAAUGGAGAAGAGGUUGCUGUUGCCACUUUAAGUGGAAAUAUUACGAUAUUUGACGUCAAAUCUGCUACACAAUUGAUUACGAUUGAAGGACAGAAGGAUCUUAGUAGUGGACGUCUGGAAACCGAUAUUAUAACUGCCAAAAAGAAUGCUCAGGCCAACUACUUCUCCACCAUUGAGUACUCAGCUGAUGGAGAAUGCAUUUUAGCUGCUGGCAAGUCGCCGAACAUUUGCAUUUAUCAUGUGAAGGAAGCCAUUCUUCUCAAGAAAUUCCAAAUCACUCAGAAUUACAGCUUAGAUGGACUAAAUGAUUUCAUCAGUCGCAAGCAUAUGAGUGAAUUUGGCAAUAUGAGCUUGGUGGAACAGCGUGAGGAAUUGGACAAUCAAAAAGUGGCCAUACGAUUGCCAGGAGUUCGUAAGGGCGACAUGUCGUCUCGACGUUUUCAGCCAGAAGUUCGAGUUUUCGCAGUGAAAUUCUCACCCACUGGCCAGGCGUUUGCUGCAGCUGGCACAGAAGGACUUUGUAUAUAUGCCUUGGACAAGGGAGUCGUCUUCGAUCCAUUUGAUUUGUCCUUGGAGGUCACUCCGAAAGCUACACAUCAGGCUCUCCGCAAGAUGGACUAUUCAAAGGCCUUAGUUAUGUCCUUGAAAUUAAAUGAACCCAAUUUGAUAGCCUUAGUGCUAGAGCGUGUCCCUUACAGAGAUAUUGAAUUGCUCUGUGCCGAUCUGUCGCCAGAGUUUGCCCAGCGAUUGAUGCAAUUCUUGGCCCGCCAGCUUCAAACGACGCCCCACCUUGAGUUCUAUAUGCAAUGGAGUUGCUGCUUAUUGACCGCACAUGGGAAUCGCGAUGGUGUUUUCCAGCACACAGGUUUGCUGGCUCUACAUGAGAGCAUGUCCAGGAAAUACGAAAUGCUGAAUAAAAUCUGCGACUAUAAUAAAUACACUCUGAAGGUUUUGCUGAAUAAUGCCGACAGAAGAGAGAAACAGAAUGAGGGCAAGGACACUGCUCCAAGCGAGGAGGACAGUGACGAUGAAAUGCUGCUCAUACGAACACAAGAAGAUGAAGCGAUGCAAGUCCAAUUUGAAGAAGAUAACGUGAGCGAUCAAACUGACCAGGAAGAAGAAGACGAAGACGAAUAAUUAAAUGUUGUAUAUAUGAGUAAAUAUAUGCAAUGUUUUUAUUAAGAUAAAUUUAAAGCUUUGUCAAUAACAAUAACUUAAAAGAUGAAAAAAUAUAUGUUAUGUAUCGAUAUCAACCUA
Molecule: messenger RNA, 3053 nt
Organism: Drosophila willistoni
Lineage: Eukaryota; Metazoa; Arthropoda; Insecta; Diptera; Drosophilidae
Product: periodic tryptophan protein 2 homolog
Exons: 10
Coding region: 87-2933 (948 amino acids)
Biological process (GO): maturation of SSU-rRNA from tricistronic rRNA transcript (SSU-rRNA, 5.8S rRNA, LSU-rRNA); ribosomal small subunit assembly
Cellular component (GO): Pwp2p-containing subcomplex of 90S preribosome; small-subunit processome
Molecular function (GO): protein binding
Source: RefSeq, a predicted model, not a curated record